AUCAAUAUAUUUCAUUUGAGUCACAGACGAAAGACAAGAUCGAAUGUCCACGUAUUAUAACCGGUGGUUAGUGCAUUUUACCAGCUUCAGAAAUUACGAAAAGCACCCCCUGGACCUGACCGGCAUGUUCACGCUGUUAUAUAGACGACGUGGUGGUCACAAAUGGAAGCACUAACCGAAUAUAUCGUUCGAUUAGCUUGUGUGUGUUUUAUCUACCAAUAACAUCACCAUUGCAUCUACGUGUUGGUCGUUUGGCGAGCUGGAAAUAAUCGUCAAAUUUCCUUCGAAUCACACUUCAAAAAAAAAAAAAAAAACGCCGAAUUAAUAAAUUAUCCGGAUAAUGUGAUCUUAAUUGCACCAUAUAUUUUGUAUAAAAAGCGACGAGAUGGUCAAGGCUUGAAUAAUUUUGAUCACAGACACCUGCUCAAUCCGCGCUGACCUUGGGCUAAGUUAUAACAGUAACAACAGCUGCAGCAACAAUCAUAGCAACAACAGAAAUGAAGAUGCGUCUAUACGGUUGCUCGAUUUGCUGGAAAUAGCAGUCAAAAUUUAUUCUUCAGUUCACAGGUCACUGUCUUCUUAAAAAAACAAAAAGACAAAGUAUACUGCAUUAAUAUAAUGUAGUCCUAGAUACACUUAUGCUUGGCAAAAACAACCCCCCUCCAAAAGAAAAAAACAAGCAAAAAAAAAAACGAGAGGGUCACGGCUGCAACGCUUUUGAUAGAUCAGCUGGAUCAGGGAUGAUCUAGGGAUAAGCUGCUGCUGCUACUACUACCACCACCGCCACCAGCACUACCAGCUGUAUGACUACGACUAUAUCGACACAAACAUCCCAUCAUACCAUCACCUACUUCCACUAACCCACCCCCGCAUCCCACAACGAUUUGGCAAUACUUCGGUUACAGAUCGAUAUUUUACCCAAUUUCGGCUGGCGGUGAAUAAUAUUGUGUUCGACAGCAGCCAUCCACUGGCAUUAAACGGUGUUCCGAAGAUGGAUGUCAGCAUCUCGCCAUCAACAGAAAAUCUUCUCCCUGAAUGUGAAACAGGAAGAAGCAUUGUUUGAUGGAUGCAGAGGUACAGUCUGUCUGUGAGAUCUCGUCGUUGGUUAUUCUGAUUUCUGAGUUCUAGUUUUCAUUGCUCCACAGCGAUGUGCUGACGCUGGAGACGAUUGCGAUUCCAUUUUUGUGAAGACAACAAUGACGAAAAUGGUGAGCAGUUUAGAGACAAACAACGAUUUUAAUUUCUCGGACAAAGGUAACAGUUCUACUUCGGUGAUAAACAGGUCAAAGAAUAGAAAGAGCUGUUCAGAACAACAGCAACAACAACAGCAGCAACAGCAACAACAACAACAACAACAAAAAUCCUCAAACAAAAGAACUGAAAAAGAGCUCCAGGAACCAAGCAAUGUUCACGUCUUGAUCCUCUUCAUCCUCUUCCUUCUGUUUGUGUUUUUUUACACGGGUCUCCGCGUCUACCUUCGACCGACGAAAGCCCCAAUACCUGUUACUGUGAAUACUUUUCAAGAGUACCUCACUGAAAUACAACAGAUAAAGUACAUGUACUUCACUCAGACAGAGGAAUUCUGGAACAUUCUGAAAGACAAUGCGCAGCAGUUUCUGAUGACUGGCAAAGAACCUAAAACCCCUGCUGCCGUCAUGGUGAUCCUUCCUGCUGGUGAGAGGCAGUUGGCUGUUUGCCUCUUGGAUUACUGGUCGCAAAUCAUGAACAGACUUUUGAGUAGCCAAAUCACAGACUCAGCUUUAGAACCGGUCGUGGACGGUUCUAGUGUAACGUCUUACAAACCUGGACACCAAAGGACAAUAAUAUCCGAACAGAUUCAACAGUUAGUCGCAAGUGGUCACAAGUCGGUCACCAUCAGCAGUUGGGAGCAUCUGCACAUUGAAACGCUGCAGCUCCUGUGCAGUAUAUGCGAGUCAACGAAUUUGUUCUACCAGCAAGUGACAGUGGUAUUUCUACUGGAGAUACCAGAUGAAGAGCAUCACAUUGAUAAUAAGUCAGAGAUACAUUCCUACUUGGCUUCAAUCUGGAGUCAUUUAAAAGAUGAUCAAGUUAAGAAUUUACUACAUGUAAUAGCUAAUAACAUUGCCUUUCUAACACCGGACGAUACUUUCAUGGGUUGUUAAGGUUUAUGGUAACAUGGAGGACAUCUGUAAUGUUCACCUUCCACACACAAAUUCCUUCCUUAAUCAAUCGUGUGUUUAUGUGAUACAAAGGAACCUGUAAUUUUCACUUCAUACAAAUUCUCAAGGGUUUGCUUAAGUGUGUGUAUGUGUAUGUGUAUAUAUAUAUGUAUAUAUAUAUAUAUAUAUAUAUA
Octopus sinensis (East Asian common octopus) is the source of this 2335-nucleotide messenger RNA. Its product is annotated as forkhead box protein P1-like. The transcript has 3 exons. Gene Ontology annotation, molecular function: ATPase activator activity. NCBI's taxonomy places the organism in Eukaryota, Metazoa, Mollusca, Cephalopoda, Octopoda, Octopodidae. The coding region runs from base 1197 to 2144 and encodes 315 amino acids. The record is from RefSeq and is a predicted model, not a curated record. Gene Ontology annotation, cellular component: membrane. Gene Ontology annotation, biological process: membrane organization.